Messenger RNA from Gaeumannomyces tritici R3-111a-1, 1062 nucleotides. RefSeq lists its product as hypothetical. Bases 278 to 631 code for a protein of 117 amino acids. Lineage: Eukaryota; Fungi; Ascomycota; Sordariomycetes; Magnaporthales; Magnaporthaceae. The record is from RefSeq and is a predicted model, not a curated record. The transcript has 2 exons.
GGAAGGCGGCCGUUGAGCCGCUUGACCCUUUUUUGUCCUUGUCCUGACCCUCCCCUUGCCGUAAUGUAAUUUCCAUCGUCACCGCCCCGAUUCUCGCGGCUUGCUCACGCACCUUGGUUCCUGCAACUCGUGAUUGAAGUUCAUUCCCCAACGUCCAUAUCGCCGUUUUUCCGCACAUUCUGCCCGACGAUUCUACUUUGCUGCCGAAUUGCCAAGGGUUCGAAUUGAAGCACGCCCGCCCCAUCCGCCAAAACCACCACCACUCCAGCCAGCCACGAUGAACGUCCUCGACAGGUUCGGCAAGUGGGUGCAGCUCAAGGCGUACCAGGUCGAGGUCACAUACUCGGUCUACAUGUUUACGCCCGCCGAGAAGUUUAUAUUCUGGUCCAUCGUCUUCCUCGUCCACGCCCUGACCAUCAUCGCCACCAUCCUCUACAUGCCGCACCACAUCGCCUUCCUGGCCAACCGCGCCUGGUUCUACAUCAACGGCGACAGCGUCGACGUCGUCGGGCUCGCAAAGGACGCCGUCCACACCCUCGUCGCCACAAACGCCGCAGCAGCGGCCGCCACGUCGUCGUCCUCCAUCUCGACGGCCGCCCGGGCCGCCGCCACGAUGGUCAGGGAGCUAUAGGCGGCCGGUGCGUCGCCGCCUCGGGGCUGGUUGAGUGACGCCCCGAGAAAACAAAAUUCAUACUACGAAAUUCUCCCUUGCUCCAUGGAGAAGGACCAUCCAGCCAUAUCAUCAGGUUCACUGGCUGGCUUUAUAUCAAAUGUUGCUUUUAAUCCCGUCUCUCGUUGCACCGAGUGCAAGAGACACACUACCCCCGGGCUCGGCGCGGUGGAGAGAAGCGUUGGGCGUUGUGAUGCCAAGGUUGGCCGGCGUGCCAUGCUCGUAAUUUCUGGUUGGGGCAUAGAAUGGCGGCAGGUGGUGGGAACGCUUCCUGGAUAAAGCCCAUGAUGAAAUAGGGGCAGUAUAUACAUAUGCUAAUAGAAGUAAUACCCUGGGGGCGCAACCUUUGCGCUCCCCAAAUCGCAAUCAACCUAUCCUUUUUUGCCUUGGUA